AGCCCUGGUUUUCGAAGUGCGGGACAUCGAUAGUAUCGAUGUUGGUUCAUUGCACAUGUUGAAUUUGUUUUGAAUAUUUGUUUUCAUAAAUUAAGACUAAAAUGGCAUACGUUGCACUGAGCGAAGCUGAGAAAACAUAUAUUUUACACGGCGUGGAGGAUGACUUUCGUUGCGAUGGACGUUCUCGACGGGAUUACCGGCCCAUGGACCUGGAAACCGGACUGGUCAGCAAUGCUAGUGGCUCCGCCCGCCUUAGACUUGCCAACACAGACAUACUGGUGGGCGUGAAAACCGAGAUCGAUGUUCCCAAUCCGCUGACGCCCGAUUUUGGUAAACUGGAGUUCUUUGUGGAUUGCUCCGCUAAUGCCACACCGGAGUUUGAAGGACGCGGCGGGUCGGAUCUGGCCCAGGAAUUGAUUCUCUCCCUGCAGAAUGCCUACGAAUCGCCACUGGCUUUCGACUACCGCACGCUGUGCCUCAUUCCGGGUCAGCAGUGCUGGAAGCUUUACAUAGACAUCUUGAUUCUGGAGUGUGGCGGCAAUCUACACGAUGCAGUGUCGCUGGCCGCCAAAGCAGCUCUGUUCAACACAAAGUUGCCGCGGGUGACGGCCACCUUGUUGGAUGCCGGCAUCACAGACCUCAUCAUAUCGGACAAUCCUUAUGACUGCACCCGCAUCGGCAUAGAGACGGUUCCACUGUUGGUCACAGUUUGCAAGAUCGGUGACUAUUGCCUAGUGGAUCCUUCGGCGGAGGAGGAGGUCUGCAGCACAGUAAGCGUGGUUGUGUCAGUUUCCAUGAGGAAUGGAAAGGCAUUCCUGUCGGGAACACACUUGACCGGCGGUGGGGCCAUGCACCGGGACACCAUGCGCAACUGUCUGGACCUGGGUCUGGCCAUUGGUGAGCACCUGGACCGGCUGCUUACUAAAAUGCUGAAUCUGGAGCAGGAGCGCGUCGGACCCAAGCGGCCGCAAACUGUUGGGUUUCUCAAAUAAAGCGGCAAUGUCUAAUAAUGAAAAUUUACUAUUUAA
This is a messenger RNA of Drosophila santomea, 1028 nucleotides long. RefSeq names its product exosome complex exonuclease RRP42 (gene Rrp42). NCBI's taxonomy places the organism in Eukaryota, Metazoa, Arthropoda, Insecta, Diptera, Drosophilidae. The record is from RefSeq and is a predicted model, not a curated record. Gene Ontology annotation, cellular component: nuclear exosome (RNase complex); cytoplasmic exosome (RNase complex). The transcript is spliced from 4 exons. The coding region runs from base 102 to 992 and encodes 296 amino acids. Gene Ontology annotation, biological process: U5 snRNA 3'-end processing; nuclear mRNA surveillance; U4 snRNA 3'-end processing.